GAGGUCCCUUUUACAUUGAAAUUAUAGUUUGGUACAGACAGUGACGUUAAUAUCCAAAAUGUCGUUUGCUACUUUGAGUAGCGUUAGCCUAUGCUGCACCACCGGGAGACGGUGGAUGAUGUAGUAGCAGGCAGGAGAGGUGGGGCUUUCCAUUUCCUCAAUCGAUGUGGAAAGAAACACCUCUGCUCAUCGGCACCAUUGAGUAAAGGGGCGGUCACUCAUUUUUCUGUCGGUACAUCUCUCUACUUGCCUUCUCUCUGUCUGUCUUCCUUUUCUCCGCAACAUGGCUGCGUUCUCAGCCUGGUUUUGGAACGAGAGGUUUUGGCUUCCCCACAAUGUUACUUGGGCGGACCUUGCGGAUCCAGCACCUGGAGUGGAGUACCCCAAAGCAAGGCACUUGCUUUCCGCCCUACCGCUGGCUUUGGGAAUAUUUGCUGUCAGAAUAUUCUUUGAAAGGUUUGUCGCGCGGCCAUGCGCCUACAUGCUGCGGAUCCAGGCUGAAAUGGGCCGGAGAGCUCAGCCCAACACCGUGCUGGAGAAAGUGUUCACGUCCAUCACAAAGUGCCCGGAUUCCCGGCACUUGGACGGGCUCUCGAAGCAGCUGGACUGGGAGGUGCGCAAGGUCCAGAGGUGGUUCCGGCACCGGCGUAACCAGGACAAGCCCAGCACUCUAACCAAAUUCUGUGAGAGCAUGUGGAGGUUUACCUUUUAUCUGUGCAUAUUUAUCUACGGACUUCGCUUCUUAUGGCAGUCCCCCUGGAUGUGGGACACACGACAUUGCUGGUAUAACUAUCCCUAUCAGGUCCUCUCCCCUGGACUCUACUACUUCUACGUCACAGAGCUGGCCUUCUACUGGUCUCUGGUCUUCUCCCAGUUCACUGACAUUAAAAGGAAGGACUUCCUCAUCAUGUUCAUCCAUCACCUGGCAACAGUGGGUCUCAUCAGCUUUUCCUACGUCAACAACAUGGUGCGUGUCGGCACCCUGGUGAUGUUUGUGCACGACUCGUCUGACUUCCUGCUGGAGGCGGCGAAGCUGGCUAACUAUGCCCGGUACCAGAGAUUGUGUGACUCGGUAUUCGUGGUCUUUAGUGGCAUCUUCUUUGGCACGCGGCUCAUCAUCUUCCCUUUCUGGAUCCUCCACACGACGCUGUUUGAGAGCUGGGAGAUCGUCGGCCCCUACCCCUCCUGGUGGCUCUUCAAUGGGCUGCUCCUGGUGCUGCAGGUCCUGCACAUCAUCUGGUCCUGCCUCAUCGCCCGCAUCGCCUACAAAGCCAUCGUCCGCGGGAAGAAGCGGCUGUGUUCCUCUUUUCAGAUAGCGCGUGGAUCCUGUCUUUCUCUCUCAGUCCUCCUCCACCCCCACGUCUCUUUAGCUCAGUUCCUCUCUGUCUCACGGGGAACGUCGCUUUUCUGCUCGUCUUUGCUGUAUCCAAAGACGACCGCAGCGACAUCGAGAGCAGCUCGGAGGAGGAGGCUGAGCCGGUGAAGGACAAGGCCAAGCCACUGGCCCGCUGCAGCCCCAAGGGCGAGAACGGGACCAACGGCCACUUCUCCUCCGGAGCCUGGGUGCAGGACCACUGGUGAACGCCGCGCGGAUGCCCCACGCGGGCCCUCUGGGGCCACAUUUUAAAGACACUACUCUCUCACUGCCCAUGCCUCCUUUCUCCCUGCCUGGCCAACAACCACACUAAAAGAAUUCCUGGGACAUUCAAAUUUCUAUACCGGCUGCUUACCUCUAUCACUUCUGUGACUGAACACACUUGGGAGAAUGGGGAUGGUCAGAAACGAUGGGUAUAAUGGACACCAAAGUGACAAUCGCACCAAAAAGAAAAAUGCAAUAAGAAAGAUGAAUGAUAUCAGUGCCUUCCCCUGGAACAGGAGGGUGGUGGGGUGUUUCAACCCUUCCUUUUAGUAUGAGAAAUCAUACGAAAUCAGAAAUGAUGAACGUAGUUCCCAGUGGUUUUAUUGUCAGAUAUACUUGAGUUCUGCAUUUUUACUUUAUGGUUCAACUUGUUAGCCUGUUUUUAUUUGUUACGGUUUCUGAUUGUUUUACUGAUUUUUAUUUCGAGACCAAAUAAGUUUAUUAAAAUGUUGUUUGAUUGUUCA
Molecule: messenger RNA, 2103 nt
Organism: Conger conger (European conger)
Lineage: Eukaryota; Metazoa; Chordata; Actinopteri; Anguilliformes; Congridae
Gene: cers5
Product: ceramide synthase 5
Exons: 11
Coding region: 284-1483 (399 amino acids)
Biological process (GO): ceramide biosynthetic process
Cellular component (GO): membrane
Molecular function (GO): sphingosine N-acyltransferase activity; DNA binding
Source: RefSeq, a predicted model, not a curated record